Messenger RNA from Toxotes jaculatrix (banded archerfish), 2261 nucleotides. It is a transcript of the gene cox10, whose product is annotated as protoheme IX farnesyltransferase, mitochondrial. The transcript is spliced from 7 exons. Gene Ontology annotation, biological process: heme biosynthetic process. The record is from RefSeq and is a predicted model, not a curated record. Gene Ontology annotation, cellular component: mitochondrion; membrane. Lineage: Eukaryota; Metazoa; Chordata; Actinopteri; Toxotidae. Gene Ontology annotation, molecular function: protoheme IX farnesyltransferase activity. The coding region runs from base 94 to 1503 and encodes 469 amino acids.
CGGAAGUACUUUCGCUUUACCUAAUGAGGUCAAAAUGGCGGCUCGCAGCAUGUGAAGGGGUCGAAACGGGAGCCGGCUGAAUGAUCCGAGAACAUGUAUAAAACGCCAUGUAGCAGACUGUCAGGUUUUGUUGGUGCAAGCGUGAAACAGAAAUUAGUUCAAAAUAUUCCUCGAUGUAACCAGACUGCUCGGAGCCUUCUUCAGCUGCACAGAAGAGAUCCAUCAAACUGGUGGACUUAUCAACAUCUUAACUUUCUUAAACGCCAGUAUGUAGCACAGGGCAGCGGUGAGCUUCAACAACGUGCCAUCCCAAAACAGGCACCUGUCCUGACCAUUGUGGAUGAGAGAGAUGACAGUGUUGAAAGGCAGGUGCAGAGAAUACCAACUAUUGAUCCUGUGGCCACAGAUGCUGGGCCACAGCCACAGGAUGUCACCAGUAAGGCACAGGCUGAAAUGAACCCCACUGCAGCACAUACGGCAGUACAGAAACAUCCUCCGAUUUCGAGUGAGACUCCGCAUGUUCAGGUGGAGUCAGAUGAGGCAAAGGAGGCACGUCUAGACAGACAAUGGAAACUGCUGAAGGUUGAUGUGGCUGACUUGCCGGAUAUCUACGCCAGAUUGGCCAAAAUCAAACUGACGGCACUGGUGGUUACAACUGCAGCAGCCGGCUAUGCAUUGGCUCCAGUGCCCUUUGACCCAGUCAUGUUCUUCGUGUCUUCUCUGGGAACAGGCCUUGCCUCUUGUGCUGCCAAUUCAAUCAACCAGUACUUUGAGGUGCCCUUUGACUCCAACAUGAACCGCACAAAGAACCGUCCACUCGUCAGAGGGCAGAUCAGUCCCCUCCAUGCAGUUUCCUUUGCACUGGCCUGUGGAGUUCCUGGAGUCGCUCUGCUCACACUGGCUGUAAACCCCUUAACAGGCUUCCUGGGUGCCCUCAACAUCUUCCUCUACACCUGCUGCUACACACCACUCAAGAGGCUCAGUAUCACCAACACCUGGGUGGGGGCAGUGGUGGGUGCGAUACCUCCUGUCAUGGGCUGGACGGCUGCCACAGGUUGUCUGCAGCCAGGUGCUUUGUUGCUGGGUGGUUUCCUGUACAGCUGGCAGUUCCCCCACUUCAACGCCCUCAGCUGGAACUUGAGGGAAGACUACUCCCGCGGCGGCUACCGCAUGAUGUCCGUCACCCACCCUGGCAUGUGCAAGCGGGUGGCCCUGCGCCACAGCGUGGGUCUGAUCGGCCUGUCGACCUUAGCACCCGUGCUGGACCUCACCACCUGGACCUUUCCCAUCAUCACCUUACCCAUCAACCUGUACAUCAGCUACCUGGCCUUCCGAUUUUAUCGCAAGGGAGACCGCAACAGCUCGCGCAAGUUGUUCUUCUGCAGCCUGUGGCACCUGCCCAUGCUGCUGCUGCUGGCGCUCACUUGCAAGAAGCCUCGCAGAGACCAGGAGGACGUGACUCUACCUCCGGCCACGUCCUCACCCCUCACACUGCAGAGCUAACUAGUUUCAUAGAUGCCCAGACACCUCUGAGACCUCUGAGAUAUUAGUCAUGAUGGGUGCUUGGCCCCCGCCAAGCACCCAUCAUGCUUGGCGGGGGCCCGGGUGAUGGACACAUUAUUUUACCUGUGUGUUUAAUUGAAGUCAGUGGUUCUCACUGCAGAUCAGGAAAUGAGCUGGAAAUGAUUUGGAUCAAAACAGCUGAUUUACAGAAAACACACUGAAUAAUUACAUCAGGUUGUAAUCAUUUCAAUGUGUGUGUACUGUAUAUAUUCUGUAUUUAUUUAUAUAGUGGCCCACCAGUUCUUCUAUAUGUUGUACACGACUGACGUUAAAUGAUCUUGUACAGUGUGAAUUGCUCCUGUGGAUCCACACAGCAGCCACUGUCUGCAGAUUGGCCAAUGCAUUGUACAAAUGCAGAGCAGCAGAUGGAUGUGAAGACAUCAUGUAAUCAAAAGAUUUAUAUUUGAUUUUCGGUAAGAGAAUGAAAAUAGGACAAAUAUAAAGUUAUUGUGAAGCAGCUACAGCCCCGCACCUGAUACUGUUGAUUGUUGUUCUGACUUUCACUUGAUCUCUGCUGCUCGACAGUUAAUAAGCCUCAUCGUGUUUUGCGACUCAGCAAACGCACUGACGGGUCUUUCGUUCAUUUGCUCAACGCGCUUUAUUUCCACCACGGUUCGCCUCCACCAAAACAAAGGGAGCAGUUUACCCCUGUAACACAAGGGUAAAUGUCCUCUAACAAUAAACAUGUGAUGACUGCA